CCAUGUUCUGGUAACUGGAACAGAUAUCAAUCUGCACCCCUGAUGAGCAAUGUCUACCCAACAAUUAAACAUCCCAUUACAAUACCAACCACUCAUCACAAAAACAUAGAAUGCAAGAAUUUGCAGAAACCAGUCACCUCAAAAGCAAGGCCAGUCUCUUCCUCUCGAGGCUGGUUGUGGUACAGGAACAAGCUUCUUUGGUGUUCUCUGAUACUGACAGGAGUCCUGGCUUUGAGCUUUUUGGCCUAUCAGAUAUUUCUACACUUCCAUUUGCGUCAAACUGAUAUGUCUCAUUCUGAAACCAUAGAGAAAUUUGAUCUGGACUUAGUUGCUCUACGGACCCUUUUUCCCAGUCAGCGUUCAGUGUUCUGGAAGAGGAGUGGGAAACAUCUUAAGCGCCACCUGGAGAUGGUCAGCCCCACUGAACCGGUCAGUGUAAUUCUGACUGCUGGCCUUCAAGCUGAAAGGACGCUCGGCUGUCUUGCUCGAAGCUUAGCCACGGCGUACUCCACGUUCCGCAACGCUUCAAUCUUAGAAAUCAGCGGGAUCACCAAAAAAGCAAAAGACAGUGAUCAGGUCAAGCUGGAGAUUGAUGAAGCACUUAAGGAAGCGUUUGAAGGUGAUAAACCUGCAGCUGUUGUGCACCGUUUUGAGGAGCUCCCUCCUGGAUCUACGCUUAUAUUCUAUCGUUACUGUGACCAUGAGAAUGCAGCUUACAAAAAAGUUUUUCUUGUCUUUACUGUGAUGCUUUCGGUGCGUGAAAUAGACCCAGUGGCCAGUCUGAGUGCAGUUGAGGACAUGGUACAUGACCAUGUAAAGCAGAAGUUUGUCUCCUCAGAUAAAUCUGCAAAGUUUAAUCAAAUGGAUGUGGAUAAACUGAGUGGACUGUGGAGCAGAAUUUCUCAUGUCAUCCUGCCGGUGGUUUCAGAGGACAAAAUUGAACGGCAGGGAUGUGGGUACUAACCUUAACAGGAAAUCGUAAGAUUAAAUCACUGUAUUGGGCUGGAUGUGUCCAAGGACCAUAUAAAUGUACAUAGAGGAUCUUUAUUCCAAAGAGGUUUUUUAAAAAAUGUGUUUGUUUAUAAAUGUUUUUUAAAAAUGAUUUUGUAUUUGACUCCAUUUUGCUUCUGUUUCCUUUGAUAAUAUAUGUGUGAAGGCAGACACUUGAUCUUAUUAUAAUAAUAAUGCAACAGCAUUUGGCUUACAGUUGUACAUUUCUUCCCAAGGCCAUGUGCGGUAAUGACUGAAAUUUUGCACUGAUGUUUGAAGUUCUGAAUUGUAAACUGUACUCUUUUUACCAAUCAAACUGCAGUUUGGGUUAUAUAAGAUUAUAAUAAUUAAAAGUCAGGCUAUAUUUGU
This is a messenger RNA of Pimephales promelas (fathead minnow), 1359 nucleotides long. The record is from RefSeq and is a predicted model, not a curated record. Lineage: Eukaryota; Metazoa; Chordata; Actinopteri; Cypriniformes; Leuciscidae.